AGGCCGUGCUGGCUCGAGGCGGCCGCGCGGCCGACCGCCGGGCCCCUCCGGGGGCGCCUGGGGCGGGCGGCCCCCAUGAGCGCUUUCGAGGAGCUGGGCAUCUGCCCCGAGAUCAUCCAGGCCGUGGAAGAGGACGAGUGGCUGCUCCCCACGCCGGUCCAGCAGGAGGCGAUCCCGCUCAUCCUCGGCGGGGGGGACGUGCUCGUCGCCGCGGAGACGGGCAGCGGCAAGACUGGGGCCUUCGGCCUGCCCUGCCUCCAGAUCGUCCACGAGACGCUGCGCGGGAAGUGCCAGUCGAGGAAAAAAAUGAACACCAACCUCAAGUGCGAGUUCAACCUCAACGACAAGGACAUGUUUGUUCUCGUCACCGAGGAUGGCCUGGAGUGCAAGAGCGACGACGACAAGCGCUGGAACGGUAUACGGGCCACGAUCGAAGUUUUAAAUGGCAAGUACAUGUACGAAGUGGAGGUCGUGGAGGGCAUGAUGCGGGUCGGCUGGAGCGCAGGCUUCGCCAAACUGGAGCUGGGCAUCGAGGACAAGAGCUUCGGCUACGGCUCCACGGGCAAGAAGAGCUGGAACAGGAAGUUCGAGGAUUACGGAGAGGAGUUCGAGGAGGGAGAUAUAAUCGGUUGCUUGCUCGACAGGGAAGCCAAUACUAUCUCUUACUGCAAGAACGGGCGUGACUUGGGCGUCGCGUACAAAAUCCCGCCUGACCUUCUCAGAAUAGGCCUCAAGCCGCACAUCUGCGGGAAGGGCUUCAUGGCGGCUGCGACGUUCGAUGGGCCGAUGGAAUACCCCGUAGAAGGAUACACGCCGAUAGGUGCGAUCGACCCAUCGCAUACUCCGCAGGGAAUGUCUCAGGCAAAGGGGAAACGCCCGCCUAUGUGCAUGAUCUUGGAGCCGACCAGGGAUCUGGCUGAACAGACAUACAAUUGCAUGACAAAGUUCAACAAGCAUUUAGAGAACCCGACUGUCCGUAUCACACUAUUUGUUGGUGGUAUCGAUGAAAAAGAGCAGUUCCGCGCCUUGGAAGAAGGCGUCGAUAUUUGCGUAGGCACCUUGCAGAAGACUAUGGAUUACGUGCGUAGGGGGAAGCUUGACGUGUCGCAAAUCAAGUUUCUAGUGCUUGACGAGGCAGACGACUUGCAGAAGAAGGACGAUCGAAAAGAGAUUCCGCGCUUGAAUGCCCAGAUCAAGAGAGGCCGGCGAGACCGAGUUCAGACACUUUUCUUCAGCGCUACGCUGCACACGCCCGAGGUGGUGCAGAUGAUCAAUGACAUCACCACGAGGCCGAUAUGGGUCGAUCUCAAAGGGAAGGACAGCGUACCAGAGACGGUGCACCAUGUUGUUCUGUACGUGGACCCGAUGGCCGAUUUCCCGUGGUCUGACACAGAUUUAGCAGUGCGCGCAAAGCCGCAAGACCAGAAGAAUCAACCAGUGCUCGAUGCUGUGCACGAGAAGCCUUCCAUGUCUUCCAUCGACAGCAAACACCCAGAGGCCCUGAAACUGUCAGAGAAAAUCAAGCAGAUGAAACCCAAGUAUAUGGUGAAGAUGGCGGACCUUUUCAAUAUGAGUCAGUGCUUGGUGUUCUGCCGGACGAACGUGGACUGCAACAACCUGGAAGAUUACCUCAAUCGGUUGGGCGGCACGAAGGGAACUUAUGGAGGCAAGAUGGAGACGGGCAAGGAAAACCCAUACUCGUGCGUGGUACUUGCUGGCAUGCGAGCCCAGGAUGAACGACGCCAGAACUUGGAGGCGUUCAAGGAGGGUGACAUCAGGUUCCUGGUGUGCACCGACGUGGCUGCCCGGGGUAUCGACAUCGCUGGGCUGCCGUACGUCAUUCAGACGACUCUGCCAGACGACAUCGAGAAUUAUAUCCACCGCAUUGGGCGUUGCGGUCGUGCUGAGCGCAUGGGUUUGGCCAUUUCCAUCGUGGCCACAGAGAAGGAGAAGGUCUGGUAUCACAAGUGCCCCUCGCGUGGCAAGAACUGCACGCCCUGGCCUGGCAACACCAAGCUGACGAUUCCCUUCGGUCCCGACCAGAAGCUAAAGCCCCGUGACGAUGCCAACUGGAUCAUCGACGAGGGUGGCUGCACAAUUUGGUACGACGAGCCAGACCUAAUCAAGCAGGUGGAAAAACGCAUCGGCAUGCCCAUGAACGUUAUGGACCCAGACGAUUUCAGCGUGCCUGGGAUACUGGAGAGCCCCCUGGGCGAGGAGUUCCAGAAGAAGGCGAAGCAGGAGAAGGUCCCGAAGGAGCCGCCGAGUCGCCGGGCGCUGAAGCGCAAAGAGGAGGAGAAGGCCGUGGUGACGUACGGCUUGAAGAAGGACGACGCCACGCAGAAGACGUCGGCUAAGCACACGUCGGCGCUCGCGCCAGUGGUGGGAGAGCUGGCGGCCCUCGAGAAGGAGAUCCAGCAGAUGUUUGCGCAGGCCAUGUGGGGCUACGCCGCCGGCGCGGGCGGCGCGCCCCGGCUGCCGCCCGCCCGCAGGGCCCCGGCCGCCGCGCCGGACCCGCGGCGCCGCGGGCCCGGGCGGCGGAGCCGCCGCGGCGGCGGGGGACGACGACACGGCAG
This is a messenger RNA of Prorocentrum cordatum, 2576 nucleotides long. Lineage: Eukaryota; Dinophyceae; Prorocentrales; Prorocentraceae. The record is from the annotation of a GenBank genome assembly.